Molecule: messenger RNA, 1281 nt
Organism: Pestalotiopsis fici W106-1
Lineage: Eukaryota; Fungi; Ascomycota; Sordariomycetes; Amphisphaeriales; Sporocadaceae
Exons: 1
Coding region: 1-1281 (426 amino acids)
Source: RefSeq, a predicted model, not a curated record
AUGUUGACGACCAACACGUUACUAUCGUUUCAAGACAAGCUGGCAACAAGCUGUCUCCCUGAGGCGCUCCGAGAUGCUAUACAUGUCACUCGAGAGCUGGGCUAUCAAUACAUCUGGAUCGACGCAUUAUGUAUUAUCCAAGACGACGAUGACUUUAAACAGGUUGAGCUUCAAAAGAUGAAUCGCAUCUAUCAAAAUGCUUUCUUGACCAUUCAACCGACAUUGUCGGAUUCAGUCGAGAAAGGAUUUUUGGAUGGGAGGAUAAUCACACCCCAUGUCAAGUUGCGUUUCACCAAUGGCACCCAGUCUUAUGUCUACGCAAGACGACUGAUUCCUUCAUCACGGGAUAAUGAUGGACCAACGACAAAGAGGGCGUGGAUCUUCCAAGAGACGGCUCUCUCUACACGAUUGGUAGUUUAUAAUUACCAGCAGGCCAUCGUUGCAUGUCAGACACAGACUCGACUAGAAAGUGCGGGCAAAGAGCCCAAUUCCUUCUUGGGCCCUGGCCUACAUAGACUCAUCCGACCCGAUCGAUAUAUUCCCGUGGAAUCCCGUGAUGCAACAGAAUCGCGCAAAGCGGCAUUCUCUGGGUGGUACAAGGCAGUUGGGGUCCAGUACAGUGGCAGGCUCUACACUGUUGGCAAAGACCGACUCUAUGCCCUUUCAGCUUUCGCAGAAGAGGCACACCAGCUCAUAGGAGGCGAGUAUCUCGCGGGCCUCUGGAGCGCAGAUCUUCUCCGCGGCCUUGCGUGGGGUCCUAGGAGCUGGAGGGUGCUGAACAAGGCAACUCAAUACCGCGCACCAUCGUGGAGUUGGGCCGCACUUGAUGGCAUGGUUCUCUGGAGUACAGAAAGAAGUCACAUUGAGCCUAUAUCUAAGGAAACUAGAGUUGUAGAAGCCUGGGUCAAGCCAGAGGGAAUCAAUCCCUACGGCCCCUGCCUUGAUGGAAACCUUGUCUUGGAGGCUCUGGUCGGUGCAGCUUCGGUCUCGAUGAAGCCAUGGUACGAAGGAAAGCACAUCAUGCAUGGCCAAUUCAUUAUGACAACCAUGAACGGCACCCGAGACGUGUGCUAUGCCCAUUUCGACACAACGGAGCAGCCCGAAUCUUUUACUUGUGUUUUUUUGACAGGUCAAAGAGGACUCCUUCUUGCCACGCAUGGUUCAAGCUUUCGGCGAAUAGGGACUUUUCUUCUGGGCGAUGCUUUCAUCAAGACAAGCGGUACGCAGGGCUUCCAGACGUGGAGGGACAGUUGCGAGUACCAGAUGAUUUCGAUAAAAUAA